Onychostoma macrolepis is the source of this 3347-nucleotide messenger RNA. RefSeq names its product solute carrier family 23 member 4 (gene slc23a4). Gene Ontology annotation, molecular function: transmembrane transporter activity. Gene Ontology annotation, biological process: transmembrane transport. The record is from RefSeq and is a predicted model, not a curated record. Gene Ontology annotation, cellular component: membrane. The coding region runs from base 107 to 1966 and encodes 619 amino acids. NCBI's taxonomy places the organism in Eukaryota, Metazoa, Chordata, Actinopteri, Cypriniformes, Cyprinidae. The transcript has 13 exons.
UUAACUACAGGAUGGGACCUUCAAAACAGUGAGUUUCAUUUCAUCCGAGGAAUGUCCAUUAAGAGAUCCCAUUGAGAAUUCUACACUGUCUCCUGCCUCCACAAUCAUGGCUCCAGAGAAAACCAGUGACGGGUUGGACAACUAUGCAUUUACUGUUGACGGUGUAGACCAUUUCUGUGAGUUACCAGAGAAUAAAAAUGGAAGUGAUAAUUUCUCAGAGGAGGGAGAUGGUAGCAAGCUGGCAUAUUGUGUCACUGAUAUUCCACCAUGGUACCUUUGCAUCUUUUUGGGGAUUCAGCACUAUCUUACAGCUUUUGGUGGCAUCAUAGCCAUUCCUCUGAUACUGUCUCAGGGCCUCUGUCUACAACAUGACAGCCUCACGCAAAGUCACCUAAUCAGCACCAUCUUCUUCGUGUCUGGGGUGUGCACUUUACUGCAGGUCACUUUCGGAGUGAGGUUACCCAUUCUCCAGGGUGGAACUUUUACACUCCUGUCGCCCACCAUGGCUUUGCUAUCGAUGCCUGAAUGGACCUGUCCAGCUUGGACACAGAACGCAAGCCUGGUCAACACGUCCUCGCAUGAGUUCAUUAAUGUUUGGCAAAGUCGAAUGCAAGUGCUCCAAGGCUCGAUCAUGGUGGGCUCCCUAUUCCAAGUGCUAGUGGGAUUCUCUGGUCUAAUUGGCCUCGUCAUGCGUUUCAUUGGCCCUUUGACCAUCGCACCAACUAUUUCACUAAUCGGCCUAUCACUGUUUGACUCCGCUGGCAUGAACGCAGGACACCACUGGGGCAUCUCUUCCAUGACGACAUGUUUGAUCGUGUUUUUCUCGCAGUAUCUUCGCCAUAUUUCCAUUCCCUUCCCCAAAUACAGCAAAGCCAAGAAGUUUCACACCAGCAGGAUUUACAUAUUUCAGAUUCUGCCUGUCCUGCUAGGAAUCACUCUGUCUUGGUUGAUUUGCUACCUGCUGACAAUCUACAAUGUCCUGCCCUCAGACCCUGAUAAAUAUGGCUAUCUAGCUCGGACUGACAUUAAAGGAGAUGUUAUGGGCAGGGCACCUUGGUUCAGAUUUCCUUAUCCGGGUCAAUGGGGAGUGCCAACUGUUAGUCUGGCAGGAGUUUUUGGAAUCCUGGCAGGGGUCAUAUCCUCCAUGAUAGAGUCAGUGGGGGAUUAUCAUGCUUGUGCCAGGUUAUCUGGUGCCCCACCACCUCCGAGACAUGCCGUCAACAGAGGCAUUGGCAUUGAAGGCAUCGGGUGUCUGCUGGCAGGUGCCUGGGGAACAGGCAACGGAACCACAUCCUACAGUGAGAACAUAGGAGCCUUGGGUAUCACUAAGGUUGGCAGUCGCAUGGUGAUUGUGUGCAGUGGCUUUGUAAUGAUUAUAAUGGGAAUAUUUGGGAAAAUUGGAGCCAUUUUUACUACAAUACCAACACCUGUUAUUGGAGGAAUGUUUCUGGUCAUGUUCGGGGUCAUUAUGGCUGCUGGUGUUUCAAAUCUUCAGUAUACAGACAUGAACUCUUCACGCAACAUCUUCAUUUUUGGAUUCUCCAUGUUCACUGGACUUGCUAUUCCCAACUGGAUAAUGAAAAACCCCACAUCCAUAGCAACAGGAGUUGUUGAACUGGACCAUGUACUUCAAGUGCUACUGACAACCAGUAUGUUUGUUGGAGGAUUCUUUGGAUUUCUUCUUGAUAACACAAUACCCGGAACAAAACGUGAACGAGGCAUUAUUGCAUGGAACAAUGCCCACCAAAAUGAGUCAGACAACACCUUAGAAAGUGAUGACGUGUAUGGGCUGCCCUUUGGAAUUAAUAGCUGCCUCUCCUCCUUCACAUGGACCAAAUAUGUGCCCUUCUGCCCAACACACAAAGUCAGCAGACAGGAUGAAGCACCGUCCAGUUUGGAUUCUUUGGACACCAAACCAGAGCCUAACAAAGAUGAUACACACAUUAUAGCGGGGGUGGCACUAUAGUCUGUGAUGAGGACUUCCAUUUUAAAUAGGUGACAAUUAGUUCAAUGUAGAAAAGGCUCGUAAUUUUGUGACUCUUAUGUCACAUCCUGAGGUAUGGACUGAACGGAGAAGGCAGCUACCCCAUGUACUAAAAGCUGCAGUCCGUAACGUUUUUGGGUUAAAAAUGAUCCGAAAUCAAUAUUUGAGCAAGUACAAAUCCAGCCAGUGUUCAAAACUAUCUUCUUACUUUAGCCCGAUUCACAACUACUAUAAUUCACUUAUAAUAAUGUCUUCUAAUUUGAGUGGUAAGGGUAGGUUUUCGUGGGAAAUUCGAGCAUGGCACUGCGUCAUUAGGUCACGUAUGCAAACAUAAAGAAGUUGUCCCGGCUAUAGGCUAUCGCAUGUGCAGAUGCUGCAGGUGGCGGAUCGUUUAUAGCCUUUUCUCACAGCAGCUAGAAUAAUUAAAUGUAUAAUUUUGAUGGAGGAUUGUAAUCCAGAAAGGAUUAUGUGUUUAUGAAACACGUGAAUGAAAUUAGAUUAUAUUCCAGUUUAAAUGUGCUUCUGAUUACAGAUAGCCUGGGAUUACACAAGAUUUGUAAAUGAAAGAAAACCAGUUCGAAGGGAGCAUAGUUUGCUUUUUGGGUUAAAAGAAUUUCUUAAUAUGAAAUUCGAAUGGUAUGACAAUUAGAUAUUAGACUGUACAGAAAUUGAAAUCUACACGCUAAAUUACACUAGAGGUUACUCAUAGUCACGCAAAGCUGAUGUUGUUAACAUUAAUAAUUUGAGAAUAAAGUAUAACAAUAAUAAUACUUUGCACAGUUUGAAGUGAUAUGAGCUAACCGAUCUUUAGAUUAAAUCACUAUUGGUAGCGUGAUUUAUGGUAAUGCUUUUUACCUCAGUUGGGCAGAACAAACGUGGCAGACUUGUCACUUACUUGUUCAGAUGGCAAUAUACGGUGAAAAUUCUUAUUUGGGUCAUAUAUUCCAAGACGUAGGCUAGAAUCUGUGAUUGCAAAUUACAGUAAAAAUCCACACCAGUGCGAUGACUGACAGCCACACAUUCACCUCAAAACAUUACAUUCAUCAGCACUGAAGCCAUGCCGGAGCACAUCCCACGCAAGCAAGAUAAUUCCGCACACAGCUGCAAUUCCAGGUUUUCAAACAGAGAUGGCGACAAAGAGGCAAAACGUAUGGACUGCAGCUUUAAUUUUUAACUAUUUAUCUGAGGCACUGUGCAAAUAUCUCUCUCUAUUUUCAUCUAGCCAUAUAUGAAUGAUAGCUGUAAUGUUAAUGUGAAUGAUUUACUUCAGUUGUUAUUUUCAUCACUACUUCUUUUCACUGUAAAUAGUAGAUAUCUGUAACCCCUCAUCUCAACUUUUUAUAAAUAAACAAUCACCAUCAAC